GAUCGAAGAUCGUUCUUAUCGCGUGAUUCAAUACUUCGAAUCAGAAACUUUGAAUCUUCUUCUUUUUUCUUUUUUUUUUUUUUUUUCUUCUUGUAUGUCUUGAGGGAGCUUGUCCUUAUUGGUAUGCAUGUCCAUUCGUUGUAAGUCUGUUGCAUUUCUCGAUUACUUGCGAUCAUUCAAUAACAGCUCGGUAUGCUACUACGUCUAUACUGUUGUUCUAUCUGGAAAGAAAAAAUUGCUUAUCGUUUAAUUACAAAUGAAUUUCAAGCGCUAGGUGAGAUAUACGAAACCAACGACACAACUUCGGUCGAGAAUUUAAUAGAAUUAACGUACAUGUACUAGAGAAUAACGUCGUAAUAGCGUAAGUCGAUGACGAGCUCGAUUUAUUUGGUAAGUAGGUGAAAAGACAAAGACCGACAAUUUAACAUUUCCGUAAAUCAGAUAUACAUCGAUAGUACGUUCGAAAGCUAUCGAUGAUAUAGCAUCGGUGGUAGCAAGUUCUUUGUUUGUCUCUUUCUUCUUUGUACAAGUUUAUCUUCGUAGUCGCUGGGCGACUUCGUGAUGCACGGAAGAAGCUGGUAUCAAGACGGGGAGGAUAUAGUGAUCUUGGCGGAGGGUGAGGAGGUCCUUCGAAUUUCUCUAGACAAGAAGGGUGAAACUAACUGGAGCUGGCUCAAGGACGUCUUCGACAUUCAGCGCAGGCCAAGUUUGCAGGAGCUAAUCGCCGACUGGCCGAUACUAGCGACAGUGAUCAAAGAGAAGAGUAGUGGAUCUCGUAGACCCUCUCUCGCCGAAUUAAUUCCCGACUGGCCGACCCUGCACCAUUUCACCAAGACGGAGGUUGGAUCGUAUUCCUCGACAACUUGAAACUCGAAACACAGUUUCACGAUCUACCAGCGUGAUAUCGAUGUCUUUCACUUUUAUUCCUCCCUAUCUCUAUAUAUUUCGCUCUUUCUCGCUCUUUCUUAUGAGAAUGCGAUUCACUAUUUUCCUCUUUAUUUAUCGUUUCUUCAACGACUAGACCACUCGUCUUUCUCUCUUUGUCUUUUAUGAUAUCUCUCUCAUUCUCUUCUCCUACGUCUGUUUCUUCUAUUCUCACCUUCUUCCUCAAAUCUAUCAAAUUUAUACACGGUCUGUUUCGACAACUUUUAUUCUUCUUUAUCAUAUAUAUGUAUUAUAUAUACGUUCAUCCAUCGUCACUUCUCACUAUCUUCGACAACAAUCUUCUAUCGAACCUUUUUACGGCCGACGUUUUAUUUUUGUGCUGUUCCGUUAUUUUUUUCUAGAAUUUUCCAGCUACAGCGGCUUUCCAACGCUUCGUCCUCGUCGACGAGACAUUUUUCUCUAUUUUUUGGGGCAAUUUUGUACAUAUUUUUACCUCGCCUAGCGAGACAUCCGUUGGUUUGUGGCGCCUUCUUUUUUUUAAACGUUUUGACUCUUCAUCUUCCUUGUAUGCCCAGCAACGUUGUCGUUCUUGGCGGUGUUCUUAGAUCUGAUGGAAAUUUCUUAACGAAGAAUCCUUCGCUAACAGAGUUUUCGU
This is a messenger RNA of Bombus pyrosoma, 1540 nucleotides long. RefSeq lists its product as uncharacterized. Lineage: Eukaryota; Metazoa; Arthropoda; Insecta; Hymenoptera; Apidae. Bases 562 to 867 code for a protein of 101 amino acids. The record is from RefSeq and is a predicted model, not a curated record. The transcript is spliced from 3 exons.